UAUUAGGUAUAUCCAUGUGUCACUAUAAUGUUGGCUCCAUGGAAAAUUUCACAAAAAUUUCAAUAUCACAAUUCGAAUGGAUAAGCUUUUGAUUUUGUUUUUCUCAAUAAUUCACAGAAGCCUCACUUUCCUGAUGACAACAACACACUCAACAAUGCAAAUGCAAUUCUCCCUCUGAAAAACUCUUUAUAUGCCGGAAAAUUUCUGACUCCGGCCACCACCCUCACUAUUCCUAUGGCCGCCGUAACUUCUUCUUUCUCUCUCUCAACACUCACUCAGUCUUCUCAAAGGAAGCUUACUCUUUCUUCAUCCCCUCGCUUCGUGAAUUCCGAUUCAGAUUCAUUUCGAUUCCGUUUGAGCUUCUCGUCUCACUGUGUUGGACUACGAGCUUCGAAUUCCGUUUCCAAAAUGGUCGUUCGGUGCUCCUCUUCUGUGUCAGACCCUCCAACUGUUUCUGAGACAAAGUUAAAUUUUCUCGAGGCAUAUAAGCGACCAAUACCGAGUAUCUACAACUCCGUGCUUCAAGAGCUUAUAGUCCAGCAACAUCUGAUGAGAUACAAGAGAUCAUACACCUAUGAUCCUGUAUUUGCUCUUGGCUUUGUCACUGUAUAUGACCAACUCAUGGAAGGGUAUCCUAGUGAUGAGGAUAGAGAUGCUAUCUUCAAAGCAUACAUUAAGGCGUUGAACGAAGAUCCAGACCAAUACAGAGUAGAUGCUCAGAAGUUGGAAGAGUGGGCUCGUGGUCAAAAUUCGACUUCCUUGAUUGAGUUUUCAUCCAGAGAAGGAGAAGUUGAGGGGGUUUUAAAGGAUAUUGCUGAAAGAGCAGGCGGAAAGGGGGAUUUCAGUUAUAGUCGUUUCUUUGCAGUAGGCCUUUUUCGCCUUCUGGAGUUGGCAAAUGCAAUGGAACCAACAAUUUUGGAAAAGCUUUGUGGAGCUUUGAAUAUCAACAAAAGAAGUGUGGAUCGGGACUUGGACGUGUAUCGCAAUCUACUUUCUAAGUUGGUUCAAGCUAAAGAGCUGCUGAAGGAAUAUAUUGACAGGGAGAAGAAGAAAAGAGAAGAAAGGGCUGAACCACAACAGGCUAAUGAGGCCAUUACAAAAUGUGUGGGACAAGAGCAAUUUUCUGACAUGAUCACCCGGUAAAAAUACGAUUUCCUUGACUUUCCUUUAGUUUAUUCCGAGCAUUGGUUUCAGAAUGGGGCACUUUUAUCAUCUUGAUUUUGCAUACUGUAUUUAUUGUAUCUUUUGUGAUGAGGACUCAGGUAAAUUGUUUCAAUCGUCUAUGUAAUAUUUUCUUACAUGUAUUUUUUCCUGUUCAUUCGCUUAUUAUGUAUUUUGUAGUUCUCAAAUACAUACCUGAAGGCAUAUAUAUUCUGAUAGCUGAAAUUAUUCACAUGUAUCUAAUAAAUUUACCUAUUGAGGAAAGUUGUGAAA
Messenger RNA from Cicer arietinum (chickpea), 1434 nucleotides. Its product is annotated as protein THYLAKOID FORMATION1, chloroplastic-like. Gene Ontology annotation, cellular component: chloroplast thylakoid. NCBI's taxonomy places the organism in Eukaryota, Viridiplantae, Streptophyta, Magnoliopsida, Fabales, Fabaceae. The record is from RefSeq and is a predicted model, not a curated record. Gene Ontology annotation, biological process: photosystem II assembly; protein import into chloroplast stroma; photosynthesis.